GUCGCCACAAAGCAACACCAACUGCUCGUCCAUGAACACACUAUACGCUUUGCGAAUGAAAAUACAGACAACCAAUAAUCCAAGCUGAGAGAUCUAUCCUCGCAUGAUAUCGCCUUUAUUGAAGCGUAAUCUCCCGAGGCGGUGAUCGCCUGUGACGUUCGAUUGCCCUUGCCCCUCCAAAGAUCACAAGUCAACAACACACUUGAUCCUUCUCGAACGAUUGAAUCAUACAUAUUCACCUACUCUACAAAGCGCAUCCUGAUUAUUUAAUAUGAAUCGACUAUUUGGAACAAAGAAUCAGGCUCCCAAGCCAACCCUGGAUUCAGCAAUCUCAAAUGUAGACAGCCGCGUCUCAAGCAUCGACGUAAAACUCGCUGCCCUCAACUCCGAACUCUCCACCUACCAAGCGCGACUUUCCAAGAUGCGCGACGGUCCCGGUAAAAACGCCCUCCGCCAAAAGGCGCUCAAAGUAUUGCAACGCAGGAAACAAUACGAAGCGCAACGCGACCAACUCUCGCAACAAUCAUGGAACAUGGAACAAGCAAACAUGAUGCAAGACAAUCUGAAAAACGUGAUGACAACAGUCGACGCAAUGAAAACCACCACCAAGGCACUGAAGAAACAAUACGGGAAAAUCGAUAUUGAUAAAAUCGAGCGCAUGCAAGACGAAAUGGCGGAUUUGAUGGAUAUUGGUAAUGAGAUUAACGAAAGUAUUUCGAGGGCGUAUGAUAUUCCCGAAGAUGUGGAUGAGGCGGAGUUAGAUGCGGAGUUGGAGGCGUUGGGCGAGGAGAGUUUGUUUGAGAAUCCGAUGAUGGGGGAUUCGGAGGCUGUGCCGAGCUUUUUGCAGGAUGAGGUUGCGCCGCCUAGUUUUAUUGAUGAGCCGCCUGAGCAGGGUAAGGUUAAGGAGGCUGCUGGGGGGGUUGGAUAAUAUGUAGUAUGUUUUAUGUGAAGGCUAGCGUAGGUUUAAGUUCAUAGCACAGAUAUCCUCUGGGGGAAGAAUUCAAUAUCUAGUAUAUGUAUAUGUGUAAGUCAUCAGGUCAUGCACAUCGUAAUAUAUCCGGAAACUAAACCCGAAAUCACGCCAAUCCCAUGCCAAUUAGUACUAGUAAAGCAACGUCCAUAAUAGUUAUUGCAACCCAUAUCACACCCGCCAGCGCCGAUACAGGCCAGCCAUUCCUCAUCUUGACCGCUGCCUCGGCCAGAGCUUGAGCCUCUGUACUCGUUUGAGACAAAUCAACGGCUUCACUCCUGACAGUCAUAAACUUAUUCCUCGCCGUAAAGUAGAUAAGUGGCGCAACGACAAAGGGCAAUAUGACACUCAGAACCACUUGGGAUGCAGUCAGCGCGGUAUCUAGUCCCUCACGACCCACGGAUGCAGCUAUGAUAACACUCGGCACAAUACUGAUGACUCGAGUGAGAAGUCGACGGAUCCACGGUCGACAACUCCAGUUGAUCAUACCUUCGCUGAUCAUUUGUCCGGCUAUGGUGCAGACGAUACCGGCAGAUAGACCCGAAAGCAGCAAAGCGAGACCGAAAAUGGUGCCCGCAGCGGGUGCGAUGGAUUGUGAAAGAAGGUCGUGUAUUCCGAAUAGGUCUGCAUUAUCGGCGCCGGGGGUACCGUAUAGAGCCGCAGCGGCAACGAUGAGAAUGGCGCUGUUGAUGAAUAGAGCAAAUGUGAAUAGAGACAGACUCAAUUCGAUGAUAGAAUAUUUCAAGCAGCCGCGGAUCGCAUGUAUCGAAGGACGGUACACCUCGCCUUGCCCCGAAGGCUCAAUAUAUCCGGCGUCAAUGUCAUACUCUUUAAGCCGGGGCUGGACAGAUCCACUCCCUAGGAAAAGCGAAUGAGGCAUAACGGUUGCACCAAGAAUACCACAACUCUGAUAGAGACCCUUACUCUCAACGACCGCUGC
Molecule: messenger RNA, 1910 nt
Organism: Talaromyces stipitatus ATCC 10500
Lineage: Eukaryota; Fungi; Ascomycota; Eurotiomycetes; Eurotiales; Trichocomaceae
Product: SNF7 family protein (Cta1), putative
Exons: 2
Coding region: 272-928 (218 amino acids)
Biological process (GO): vesicle budding from membrane; late endosome to vacuole transport via multivesicular body sorting pathway
Cellular component (GO): multivesicular body
Source: RefSeq, a predicted model, not a curated record